This is a messenger RNA of Mesorhabditis belari, 2457 nucleotides long. NCBI's taxonomy places the organism in Eukaryota, Metazoa, Nematoda, Chromadorea, Rhabditida, Rhabditidae. The record is from the annotation of a GenBank genome assembly.
AUGGCCAAUCAUCAGUUGCUGUAUGGAGCGAAAUGGUCCACAGAAAAAAAGCUCGUAAAUCAAUUAGUUUUCCGAGUCGCUGAAACGCCUCCCACACUUGCAUUCGCUAUUUCAGUUGCAGUCGAAGGUUGGGUUCAAGACGUUGGGAUUCUGCUUAUACCCGGAUUUGUCGAUGAUCCUAAACCAGAAACAAUAUCGAUCCCCGUGAUUGGGAUCGCCGGUCAAAUUGUGACUGUUGUUGAGAACCCGAAUUCAUAUAACAAGCUUGAACCACUAACAAAAGUUUUCGUCGCUCAUGAAAAAAUGGUUUCGCCGUGCAGUGAGGUUGACCCUAGAGAUCCCGAGAAGGUUGACAUUACUUGCCCAUAUGAUACGAUGUUUUUCGUCUAUGCUGGCUCGAUUCCCAACAUUCCAGCACCAAAUAAAGCAAAUCUUCUCAUCAACGAUUUUGGUGGUCGUCCAUUCUAUUCCCGUUCCACCGUCACCACAAUUUUCACCUACACCGCGUGCAUCUACUGCUUUACUUAUUACACUCCUCCAAUAAUCGAGACAUUGAAUGUACUUUCGACUUGGACUCCACCAUACUAUCCAUGGCUUUUAGAUAGACCGUUAAUGCUUGAGAUGGCGGAAACUGUUGGAAUUUUGAUGAGCCCUUUUGAAAAUACGUUUCAAUGGAAAGUAAACGACUUAAUUGAAAAUGGGCCUGGCUUUUUGAUAAAUUUGAGAGAAGAGAAAACGAAAGUACUGGUGAUUCCGGGAAUUGGUGGAAAAACAAAGGGGAAACUGAUCGGGGACAGUCUAUCUUCCCCAAACACAUUAAAAUAUGUGAUUGUCGAGCAAAAUGAGGCGGUAACCGUUGUACCAGCUCUAGAUAAUUACAAAUUUAAUGGAGCUAAUGGCCCAGCAGUGGGUUCAUCAACGAUCCUUCGCCCAAUCAAUGCCGCUGCUCGGUUCUGGCCGCAUGACAUCUGUUCAAAGUUUCCGAGAAAAUUCGAUUGUCCAGAUGAGACGAUUUUCCAAAGUUAUGCCGGAGGGGACCCUGGGUUAAAUCAAAGUGCCAAUCAUUUACUCGUCAGGGGAAGAUCCGACGAACUCCAAAUCGAAUCCACAUCUACUGCCACUUCACUCUUCACCGAUCAACAAUGUGCUUUCUGUUUGGAAUAUGAUAUUGAUAUGAAAAGCAAUAUAUUGGAAUCUGUCUAUUCACUGAAUCGAAUGUCUUUGUUGUCUCCUUUAUACUAUCCAUGGACUUUUGAUUUCUAUCGAAUGAAUGAUUUGCUGAAAGAUGGAUGUCAAUUCCGCCGAGCUUUUAUUGCCACCUAUCCAGAUAUCGACAAAGAUUUGCCUACAUUCACUGCCGAGUUUACCCAUUUGAACAGUGGAACAGCCGAGUGGAAGAUUUGGACCAAUGAUGAGUGUUUUGAUGGAGAGCCGACAUUCACAAGAAAUUACACAACGUUGAGUGAAAGAAAAAUUGAAGAUUUUGAAGCUUCAUGUGUUGAGGUCUCCUGGUGCCCUUCAUCUCUCUAUGAUCGUCAAUCCGGUUUUCUUUUGAUUAUCCGCGAGCUUCCCACUUGUGGUUUCACCCAUCAAUUAAUUGAUGGGAACUCUCCAACAUUCGCUUUUGAUGCUCAAGAUCUCUUUUCAUAUUCAGCUAAUUCCACCUAUAAAAUCCUUCCAUCCACUCCCUCAGAAUUCUUUCUCAAUGCCUCCGAAAAGCCACUUUGGAUUGCCUUGUCCUUCAAGAUGGAAGACGAAGUGAACGUAUUGAGAAAAUUGGCAUCGUCACCACCAAAUAUCGGCUGUCAAUAUGAUCUUUUUGUGCUUUCAUCAAGAACAACAAAUGAUCAAAGCGAUACGGGUUUUCUGAUGACAAUCGACGAGGGACAACCAUCAUUUAUUGAGUCAUAUCUCGAGAGUCGUGUCUACAGUCUCUACAUUCCGCUGGGCCAAUCUUCUUUAAUGGACGCCAGUGUGACUAUUUUCGAGCUUUACGAUGGCUUUCUGGCUAUCACAUUCAAAUUUCAGAACGCUUCCGAAGAAACUAACGAAGAUACUAUUCAAAUGAGCCCUGGAGAUAGCUCUUUACCAGCAAAUAUUACGAGAGAGAACGUAGCGAGUGUUACGAUCAUCUGGUUAGCAGACACAACUAAUUCAUCACACGAUGGAGCUCGUGUAUUAGUUGAAGUGAAUGGAUACGAUGAUAGAACUACAAAAGAAUCUUUCCAUCUCUCGAAAUAUGUUUGGAUUUCAAUUGGUGGUGGGAUUUUGGUAACAACAAUAUUGAUAGUGGCCGGAUGCAUUGCUGGAAUCAGAUCGGGCUUUUUCAUUCGAGUUCUUCUAUCGAGAAGAAACCCAUUGGCUGCUCAAAUCCGAAACACUUUUUCAGCUCGACCAAUUCUAAAGCGAAUGAUGGACAAAGCUGAGAGGAAAAACGAAGAGUGGAAUCAUUUUUCU